Messenger RNA from Aphidius gifuensis, 3083 nucleotides. RefSeq names its product DDB1- and CUL4-associated factor 10. The record is from RefSeq and is a predicted model, not a curated record. NCBI's taxonomy places the organism in Eukaryota, Metazoa, Arthropoda, Insecta, Hymenoptera, Braconidae. Gene Ontology annotation, cellular component: Cul4-RING E3 ubiquitin ligase complex. Bases 431 to 2572 code for a protein of 713 amino acids. The transcript has 4 exons. Gene Ontology annotation, molecular function: protein binding.
ACCAUCAAGUUAAAGCAAAGAUGGCGUUCAUUAUGUACUAUCUGUCUAAAUGUUUUUAUUCUUUUUUUUGACAACAAUUGAUAAUACAAUAAUAAUUUUAACAAGUGACAUUCACCAAUAAACAAUAACAAUACGUUGUGUUUUUUUAACUGUCCAAGUAUUAUUAUACUUUAAUGAUAUUUUAAAUUCAUUAUUCAAUGACAAGUACAAAUGUGUUGUUGAUAAAAAAUAAAUAAAUAAUAUAUCCAAGUAUAUAACAUUUGCAUGUACAAGUUUAAGUACAAUCCAAAUACAUAACCUAACUUGUCUUGAACCUUGAACUGAACAAUAAAUAUAUAUUUUCAUAUUAUCUUAGUCAAAUUAUAUUAAAUAAUUUUCUUAUUUUUCAAAAACUAUUGUGAAGUGAUAGAAAAAAAAAAAAAUUAAUAAAAUGCCAAAAGUAAGAAGUAAACCAAUUACUGGAGGUCAUUGGCUACGUCAACGUGAGUUGGGAAAUAAUUUUCCACCUGGUUAUGGUGAUCGUUUUCAUAAAACUCUUUACUCGUCAAUUCAACCUGUAACAUCUUGGGAUUCCAAAGAAACCUUAGGCACUGCUAUGCAUGGAGGUGUAUUCAAUCUCGAGUACUCACCUGAUGGGUCCAUAUUGGUAGCUGCUUGUGAAAAAAGAAGUAUUUUAAUGUUUGAUCCUCUUAGUAGACGUCUUAUACAUGCAAUUGACGAUGCUCACGGAGACUGUGUUAAUUGUGUCAGAUUUUUGGAUCAACGAAUGUUUGCAACAUGUUCAGAUGACAGAACAGUUGCACUUUGGGAUGCUAGAAAUUUAAAACAAAAAAUAAGAAUACUUGAAGGUCAUUCAAAUUGGGUUAAAAAUAUAGAAUACAGUCCAAGUGAUGCUUUACUAUUAACAAGUGGUUUUGAUGGUGCUAUAUAUACUUGGGACAUUAAUACUCAUACAGAAAAUGAUACAGAAAAUGGUACAGAAAAUAAUUGUAAAUAUAAACGUGUUUUUCAUACAAAUGGCUUAAUGAGAACAAGAUUAACACCAGAUGCAACAAAAAUGUUAAUAUGUACAACAUCUGGAUAUUUGAUAAUAAUACAUGAUUUAAAAUUGAGUACAUUAUCAGAUGAUCUUGCUGGUUUUAAACCAAAUAUGUAUCGUUUAAUGCAAUUAUCACAAACAACAAUACCAGUUGCUGCAAAUUUUACAAAUUUAUUUUCACAAACAAGGAAACAUAAUAGAGUUGAAUUUUUAACUGAUUUUCCAACUGGUGAUGAUGCUGAAGUUAUAUCAAGUUUACAAGUACAUCCACAAGGUUGGUGUGCAUUAUCAAGAAAUGUCAGUACUGGUGAAAAAUCUGAGUGGACAUGUAUACAUGAUAUUCAAGAACGUGGAGGAUUAAAUUCAUUUGAAUUAUCAAAAGAAGAUGAUUCAAAUUUAAGUCAAUUAAAUAAUGAAGAAUCUGAUGAUCUUAAUUUAAUAAGUCAUGCAAAUCCAUCAAGAUCUGGCACAACAUCAUCAUUUGUUAUUGGUAAUUCAAAUCGUUCAAGAAUCGUUCAUAGAAUGUCAUAUCCACGUGCAUCACAAUUUGUAUCAUCAAAUGAAUUAUCACAACCAGUAAGACCAUCAAGAACAAAUCAUUUUCGUAAUAAUAUACGUUCAAAUAUUCAUGGAAGAAUUGAAAGAAAUAAUAUUAGAACAAAUGCUGGUAUUAUUGAAAUAAAUUCAACUACUGAUAAUAACAAUUUAAAUAAUAGUAGAACAAAUUAUAUUAAUAAUAAUAAUAAUGACAAUGAUGAUGAUGAUGAUGACGAUAAUAAUAAUAGACAAGAUAGGCAAGAAAGUAGAAAUUUAAUUAAUGAUGGUGAUGAUAAUAAUCAAGAUAAUAAUAAUGAAAUGAAUGAUGAUAGAAUACCAAGACCAUUUAAUUAUCUUCGAAGAGGUAAUAUUAUUGAUAAUGGUAAUUUUCCAACAGCAAAUGUUGAAUUACAUGUUAGUUCAGCUGAUAUUUGGGAGGCAUUAGUUGCUAUUAGAGAAGCAAGAUCAAGACGUGAACGUGAACGUGAUUAUUAUACUACUGGUGAUACUAGAAAUUGGCUUAGACGUCCAAGUAGUGAUGUUGAUGUUAAUGUUAAUUUAUCACCAAGAGCAUCACAUACUGUUGUUAUACUUGGUAAUAAUCGUAGACAACCAGGACAAAAUAGUAUUGGACAACAACCAGCAUAUGCCAUACCAAGAAAUCAUAAAAUACAUCAAAAUAUGUCAAGAUUAACACAUUUUAUUGAAGAACCAAAUGUUGGAUCUGGAUAUAUUAAAGAACUAUGUUUUUCAUCUGAUGGUAGACUUAUUUGUUCACCAUUUGGUUAUGGUAUACGUUUAUUAUCAUUUUCAAAUGAAUGCGAAGAAUUAUCAAAUUAUGUUGCAGGUAAUAAUGAACCAACUCAAUUACAUGAAUUAGCAACAAAUAUAAGUCAUUCACAUACUGUACUUAGUACUAAAUUUUCACCAAGACAUUGUCUUUUAGUAUCUGGUUGUCUUGGUGGUAAAAUUGUAUGGCAUCAACCUGUUGUUUAAAUUUAAUUCAAUCAUUAUUUACUUUUUUUUUUUUAAAUAAAAUAUUUUCAAUUAUUUUAAUUAUCCAUAUAAAAUUGUUCCAUUAUUAUUUAUAAUUUUAUAGUUUAAUAUAAUAAUAAUAAUUAUUAUUAUUUAUGAUUUGACACAAAAAAAAAAAAAACAAAAAACAAAUCAAUAAUGAAAUUAUAAAAAUAUAUAUUAUAAUUUUUAUCGUCUCAAAAUAUUGUUAGUUAUUUAAAAAAAUCAUUUAAUACAUAAUUUCGAUUAAUUUUUUUUUAUGUAAAAUUUGUGCCGCGAUUGUGCGAUAGUUACUUAUUCAUGAUGCUACGUAAUAGCUUGCGGCACUAUUUAUAAAAAUUUAUUUCUUAAUUAUUUAGGAUAAAUAAUAAUUUGUCUUUCUUAUACAGUAUCAGUUAUAAUUUUUUUUUUUUUUUUUCUUUUUUUAAAUUAUUUAUAAAAUUAAAAAUGAGAUGAAAUAUGAUGAUGAUAUUACUCAGUGAUUGAAAUCAAU